Closterium sp. Yama58-4 is the source of this 606-nucleotide messenger RNA. NCBI's taxonomy places the organism in Eukaryota, Viridiplantae, Streptophyta, Zygnematophyceae, Desmidiales, Closteriaceae. The record is from the annotation of a GenBank genome assembly.
AUGAAUGCCCCAGUGGAACGUAACAUAUACGUCAUGGUCUUAAAACGAAUUGUUGUUCGUGAACUUUUGGUUCCCCCUCCUGCGUGGGACCUCGUGUAUGCACCUAUGCUGCUGGGCCUGCUGGUGCUGCUAGUGGCAGUGCUGCUCUCCACCAUGGUCGCAGUACUGGCGUGGAAGAAGAGGAACUUAGAAGCGGCUGUGGAGGAGACUCAGCUGUGCACGGCCAUCUUGGAACGAGCUGAGCGGUCCAAGAGUGAGGCGGUGGCCAGCACGUCGCAUGAGCUGCGCACCCCAAUCAUUGGCAUGAUGGGCAUGAUAGAGGAAUUGUUGGACUCACCACUGGAGGAGUGGCAGUAUGAGGACCUGCGGGUGGCGAGGGCGUGUGCGGGCGAGACAGUGGAGCUCAUCAACCGAGUGUUGGACCUCGCCAAGCUGCAGGCCGGCCGGCUGCAGCUCGAGACUCUCCCCUGCUGCCUGCGCCUCAUCGUGCGCGAGGCGACUACAGUUGCUGACCCGAUUGCACCUGGGAAGAAUCUGCAAGGUAUGGAUGUGCAUGGAGUCGCUCUUCUCUUUGACUGUAAGACCUUCGAGUCGUGUGUAUUGUGA